Portunus trituberculatus (swimming crab) is the source of this 4779-nucleotide messenger RNA. RefSeq names its product stress response protein NST1-like. The transcript has 6 exons. Gene Ontology annotation, molecular function: ubiquitin binding. The record is from RefSeq and is a predicted model, not a curated record. Gene Ontology annotation, biological process: ubiquitin-dependent protein catabolic process via the multivesicular body sorting pathway. Gene Ontology annotation, cellular component: ESCRT I complex. The coding region runs from base 174 to 2372 and encodes 732 amino acids. NCBI's taxonomy places the organism in Eukaryota, Metazoa, Arthropoda, Malacostraca, Decapoda, Portunidae.
AUUUUAUUUGUUUAUACUGUGUUUUGACUUUCAUUUGACACUGGAGUCUCCGAGAACAACAGUGAUGGCUGACUGUCAACACUAGACGGGGAUGUGCAGCCCCUUCGCCUUAUAGCAACCUUAUUUUGAGCUGAAUACUAUAGAUAUACGAGCUUCAGUUGUGUGUCCUCAUCAUGUCCACUGACCCAGCCACAUUUGUGGCUGGUGUCCCUGUGAAGAUUAGUGAGAAGUAUAGGCCUCCACGGAAAAUAAGUCUCCCAGCCUCCUGCCAGCACCAGAUUAACUCAGAGCUCCUCACCCAAGAUUAUGAUUUCGCUGUGGAGAAAACUACAAUUCAGUGGGUGCAGGAACGAAGAAAUAGGAUAGAGAAAGAGGAAAGAAAGCGACAAGAAAGAAUAGCUAAAUAUGAACAGAAGAAAGCAGAAAUUAAAGCAAAAGAGGAGGAGGAAGAGAGACUGAGAAAAGAAAAAGAAGAAAUUAUUAAACAGGAAAAGGAGAAUGAGAGACUCAAAAAGGAGGAGGAGGAAAAGAGCAGACUGGAAGAGGAAGAGGAUAUCAGAAGAUUGGAGGAAGAAGUAAAUCAGGAAGAACAAACUCAGGAAACAGAAAAGACAAACAAAGAUGAUGCUGAGGAAGUGACUGCCACCACCAACGCUAGCCAAAUGGGUGAGAUAAAUGGUAAUGACUCAAUAGCAACAAGUGGCAUUAAUCAGAUUAGUCCUGAGGUUGCAUCACACGAAGCUCCACAGGCUUUUUCCGCUUCCACAUCUGAAGAAACAAGUUAUUGUUCAAGCGGUGUAAUUAACAAUGCUAGCAUAGCUUGCAGAACUGAGACGACUAAUGUAUCUAAUAAUGCAUCAUCUUAUGGCCUUAUGCUUCAACCAACACCAUUUCCAUCUAAUAAGUCUGUAAGGUCUCCCUCUAAAACACCAGCUAAUAUUAAUUUUGCUGACUUUGAAGGGGAAGGUAAUGAUCCUUUUGACAGUGCCGCUUUAAAAUCAAUCAAUGAUAUGGAGGAGCUUGCUAAAGUACUUGAUUCAUCACACAUCACUCAAAAACCUGUGGAAGGAACAAACUCUGCACAGGCUCCUACUAAGGAGAGCCAAACAUAUCAUAAUGUAUACCCAAAUGGACAAUUAACAUAUGGUGCAUUUGGACAGUAUCCAUACUUCAUGCCUCCACAACAGCAGCAUCUGCAACAAUCAUUACAACAGCAGAAUAUGACACAGCAGAGGCCAGGGUUCCCACAGUAUGGAAAUCAUUUGGCUAAAAAUCCUCAAGUAACCCAAACAUCUUCCACACCUUCUUCAUCAGAUCCACAAUAUGCCAAGGAUCCUGCCAGGACUUUCCAAAACAAAUACUAUCCUCAGCCUUGGGGGAGUGGAUAUAAUGUAAAUAGUCCAAGCAAAACUGCACAGUUUGUGCCUUAUGACUAUUGCCUCCAAGCUGCAAAUCUAGCCAAUAGUAUAUCUAAUACAACACAAGGAGUAAUGAGCCCAAGUAAUAACACAGGGAAUGCAUCGACUCUUCCUACUUACACUAGUGGUGGUGGUUCUACUGUGCAGUCCGUUGACAGAGGAUCAACAGUUAGUAAAAGACAAGACUUGGAGGAUUUCUAUUCAAAAUAUUACUUGCAUAACAAAUGCCAUGUUCAACAAAAUCAGCAGUCUGGAAUACAAUCAGGUGAGUCAACACCAAGUCACAGCAGCAGUUCUGGUGCUGCGGGAUCAACCACUGGGUCGCUGCGGUCUUGUCGGAGUGUGCCAGACUUGACUGCAGCUGAAGAUUCAGAAGUAACUAAAUACAGCAGUGGUCUGCAGUCCCAAAAUGAAAGUCGAGGAGUCUCACAUACACCACCUCCACGCCCUUCAAGCACAGGACUUACUGGCCUGGAGGAUUGGAAACCUCUGCCAGAUAUUUCAGGAUUAUCUGAGAUAUCAUCCAAUCAACACCUUUAUCAGUCUUCACCUGUCCAGCAUCCAGCCAUCUCUUCCCUACACACUCCAAUCAAGUCCCGCCUUCCAGACCCCUUUGGGGAACUGACAACAGAUGCUCAGGCCUUAGUCCAGAACAUGGCAGAAAUGGGCUUCCCUCGUCCCCGAGUAGCAAGAGCUGUUCAAAAACUUGGGACAGACCACAAAAAGCUUAUUGAAGUUUUGUUAGAGCUGCAGUCACUUCAAGGGAAUGGAGAAGAUGGCUACAAAGCAGAGCGUGCAUUUUAUCAUUACAUGGGAGAUAUACAGAAAACAAAAGAUCAUUUGGCAGCUGCAAAACAACUUUUGGAUCUUGGCUUUGAAGAGGAGCAGAUUGUGGAUGCCCUCCUGAAGCAUGACAAUGACCGUGAUAAGGCUUUGGAGGAACUCAUUGCUUAGGUAGCAGAGCACUUCAGAGACACCCACACCAUUGUUACUAUGUGCAUACACUCAAUUUCAGUGUAGUAGCCUGUGAGGUGAGUGUGGUCUUACAUGCAUCCCCUUAAACAAUGAGCCUGCUGGUGUCUGCUACAAGCAGCUACGUAUAUAUACGUAGUUUCUCAAAUGUGAAAAUAUUACUGAGGUAAUUUUUUUUACAAUUAAGGUAUAUUAUACUUUUAUAUGAUUUUCAAGAUAUAGUAAUUUUUAAUAUCAACAAAUCUUCUAUGAAGAUUUAUAGUCUUGUCAUAUUGAAUGUCAUGCUAUAAAAUUUAUACCAAGCUCCUCAGAUUCCACCCAGAAUCAGGAAAGUGUAUAUAAUUAAAAAUUAGGGAUAAUUGUACUGUAUGCAUCAUGAUUCAAUAAGGUACAUUAUCUUCACUGUGCUUCCUGUUGCUUGCCUUUCAUUAUGCAUGUGUACACAAGACACCCAACUUGAACCACAACAAACGAGGCUUAUUAUCUUAAGAGGUGCUACUUUCCUCAUUGAAAGAAAAAUAGAAUGAACAAAACUGCAGCUCUUAAGAAACAUUACAUUCACCUAGAAAAAGUGACUCACAGAAUCACUGAUAUUUCCACUGCAAGAAUUGUUCAUAGUUUGAUCUGUUUCUCAAAAUAAGCAGAAAUUCAUGAUUUUUCUUGAUCUUUAUUAAUUUUACAUCCACUCUGUACUAUAUCAAUAUUAUAGGACAGUAGUUUGGACAAAGUAUUUACUUGUUUAAAUGUCAUCCACAAACAUUCACAAUUUUACCUAAUAAUUUGACAAAAAACAGUCAUCUUGUAUAAUUAAUGCAGCAAUUUGUAUGAGAGUUAUUCAUCAGUAGACUUGAUAUUGCCCUUUUAGGAUUACAUGUUUCUAAAAGACAAGAAAUGUGUAAUCAUAAUACUGGCUGGCAUACUAAAUGCUAUGAGAAUGAGUGAUAAGACUAAAAAAGAAAAAAAGAAAUAAAUUAAUGAAAAAAAGAUGGAUGAUCAUCAAUGAAAAAGUAAUAAGGUGGUUUGCUUACUGAGGUAACAAAACAUAGAGAAAGGUGAAAGAAAGAGUGCAAUAUAUAGAGUUGUGCCAUUCAGUGUGUCAGGCACCAGGUUUAGUCCCUCAUUCAGGUUUCUGAUAGACCAUUUUAAGUCCCUCAUUAGAGGCAGUCAUUGAUUCCAAGCAGUUGUUUAUUACUGACAUUCCCUAUGUAUGAACUAAUUGAAUUAUUGUAUACCAUUGGUUAAAAAAAGUUAAUCUGGCUACCGUUUCCUAUAGAUUUGUAUUUUGCAUUAGAGAUGUGUUCCUACAAAAGUAAAGGAUUUCUCUAGAAUGUUAUAACACACAAGAGAGAUACAGCAUUUAACACAUUUGUGACACUAUAGUCUUCCAAGUCUAAAUGCAGUUUUCUGGCAUGGCCAGUCAGGGGAUUCACGGCAUUCCAGCACUGCCUGACCUGACCUGAGGCUAGCAAGUGGCCUCACCUGUCUGUCUUGUGUCAAUGAGUGUUGCCAUUUGAAUGAGUUUUAUAUUUAUAAUACUCACUUUAAUCAAGAAAAUAUCUCAUUGUAUUGUUAUAGUUCUUCAUGUUGUCUUUUGAACAGGUUCAUUAUACUACCACCAUUACAUGUGAUCUUGCCCCAUAUUGUGUCUCACAGGUAAGCAGAGGCUUGGACAACAAUGAGUGUUGCCAUGUGAAUGGAGUUAACAACAUUUUAUCUUAUAUACAAAAUACCUCACUCAUUCAUUUUGUAUUUGGAACACAGUUAUUGCACCAUUUGUCUUACUGAGGACUAUGGUGAACGUUGAUAAAGAUUGUAAUGUUUUUACACAGGAUUGCUGGUAUUUGUUAUUGUGAUAUGAAUAUCAUAAGCAUGGAACAUUAACUUUUUUCUAUUUAUUAUUUUUUAUUUGAUGAUGUUGGAUUUUCAUUAAAGCAUUUUAUGUCUCUUACUUAUUUACACAAAGCUAUAAUUCACUAGUUGACAUAGACUUGGCAGCGCUGGAAGGCCAGGAAUUCCCUAAAAGGCCACAUCAAUAAACUGCAUUUAGAUUUGGAAGACUAUAGGUUAAGAACAUUAAAACAUAUACAUACAUGCAUACAAUAUUAAUAAAUGUUAAGUACUUUAUUAAUCUUAUUAAUCUGAGUUCUUGUCUCAUUAUAUUUUUCUAUGCUGACUUGAAAAGUUAGUAAGAUUUUUGUACAGAAACUCCUAGCUUUACAUUUAUUAUGAACAGCAAACCCCAAAUUUAAUGGACUAAUAGAGGAGAUAUUUUGAUGGCAAAACCAUUAUACUGUAUUGCAUUUUUUUAUUUCAUCAAAUGUAAAAAAAAAAAGCUUUAAUUCAAUAUACCAUACUGUAGAAUAUGAAAUGAUUAAAUUAUAAUGCAAAA